CAAAUCACGAAGCUUUUACCUCCUUCCCCUCCGCUUCUCCUCCUGCUCUGCCGCCGCCGCAGCGCUUGGAAUCUCCCUCAUGAUGGUGUCUACCGGCAAGAAGACGAAAAAGAGUCAUGAGAGCAUAAACAACAGACUGGCGCUUGUGAUGAAGAGUGGUAAAUACACUCUUGGUUACAAGACUGUCCUAAAAUCCCUCAGGAACUCUAAAGGAAAAUUGAUAUUGAUAUCAAACAACUGCCCGCCAUUGAGAAAGUCGGAGAUUGAAUACUACGCCAUGCUCGCUAAAGUCGGUGUUCAUCACUACAAUGGAAACAAUGUUGAUCUGGGAACAGGAUGUGGAAAGUAUUUCCGUGUAUCAUGCCUAAGCAUCAUUGACCCUGGUGAUUCUGAUAUCAUCAAGUCCCUGCAUGGAGAUCAGUAAAUCGCCAUGCUAGAAAAUGUAGAACCAUUUUUUUAAUGGGUUACGAAGAAAUCCUCCAUUUUUAUUUUCAUUUUUUGCCCUUGAUUGAAGAUGUUUGAAUCUUUUUCGAGUUUCGAGUUUAUUUUGACAGGUGUGGGACAUUGGUUUGUGCUGUAAUCAACUAUCGAUACCCUUUGAAAGACGAGGCUAUCACUGUCAAUCAGGACAGUGAGUCUCAUUUCAUUUUGUCUUUCCAACUCGGCCUUGCUUAAUUUCCUCAGUGUGUUAUUACAAUUUGAAGUUUUGCUUCACGAA
Molecule: messenger RNA, 718 nt
Organism: Olea europaea var. sylvestris
Lineage: Eukaryota; Viridiplantae; Streptophyta; Magnoliopsida; Lamiales; Oleaceae
Product: 60S ribosomal protein L30-2-like
Exons: 5
Coding region: 80-424 (114 amino acids)
Cellular component (GO): cytosolic large ribosomal subunit
Molecular function (GO): structural constituent of ribosome; RNA binding
Source: RefSeq, a predicted model, not a curated record